Molecule: messenger RNA, 525 nt
Organism: Plasmopara halstedii
Lineage: Eukaryota; Oomycota; Peronosporomycetes; Peronosporales; Peronosporaceae
Exons: 1
Coding region: 1-525 (174 amino acids)
Molecular function (GO): phosphatidylinositol binding
Source: RefSeq, a predicted model, not a curated record
AUGGGCUGUGUACAAUCCAAAACUGAAGAUGUGACGACUACGAAUCCACCAGACGUCUCUGCUGAGUCGAAACCUAUUCCUGCCGACGAAUCCAAGGUUGAGAAAUUACAAGCUGAAGAGAUUGAAACACCAGCUGAAGUGGUUGAGAUACCAGCUGAAAAGAUUGAGACACCGGCUGAAGAGAUCAAGACGGAGGUCAAGCCAGAGACUUCAGAAUCUUUGAAAGAUCAAUACAAAAUCACGGAUCACGAGAUUAACGAGAAUGGUGUCGUUUUCUACGUCGUCGAAAGUGAGACAAGCUUCAAAAAGCGCUUUAGUGACUUUAAAACGUUGAUCGUGGCGCUAGGAAGUCCUAAGAACCUUCCAGCUUUGCCUGGUUCAGGUUUAGGCGCCAAAUUACGCGGCAAACACAAUCCGGAUUUGAUUCAAGAACGAAAGACGCAAUUGGCCAUCGUACUCAACGCUAUCGCUAAUGACUCCAAGUUGGCUGAUAAGGAGCCAUUUCAAAAGUUUGUCGAGUGUUGA